GUAAGAAGACGGUUCACACGUGUGUGAGUAUACAAAUCUUCGCACACGUAAACCACAAUAUAUAUAUAUAUAUAUACAUAUAUAUCUCCGACCAUUUCAUCAGACCAAGAAUUUAAUCUGUCCGAAGCUCAGUUCAGUGGGUGUGUGUGGGGAGAGAGAGAGAGGUUAUCCUCUCAAGUAGACAAGAACAAGAGAAGAAUUUUGAGAGCUUUUCUGUCGCGAUAAAUUAACUUAAUUUAAUUUCUUAUUAUAUAUUCUUUACAUAAUUAGAGAUAUAUUUGUUGAUCUGAUUUUAGGGCCUAUGGAAAUAUUGGAAGACGAUUUUUUCUAUCUCAACCCUUUUCUCGCUGAGAUCUACUCCAACUGCAGCAACAGCGGCAGCUCCCAGACUUCCGAUCACGGCGGUGCCGCCGAUCAGCUGAGAAUGAGUUCAACGAGCUGGAUUAAUUCAUUGAACGGUCGAGAAAUGGCGAUGCCGAGUUCUUCAAUAAUGGCAGCUGCUGUUGAAGCUCCACAGUUAAUUUCUUUUGAGAACGAGAGAUUUUCGUCGUUUUCUCCGACAAAUGCAGAUCAUCGUAGUACAGAUUGUAAUAACCUAACCCCACAGAUCAUAAGCUUCUCGUCUUCUACUAAAGACGACGACGACGACGGCGAUUUCGGUGGUAAGAGAGAGAGGGCUUCCACGGCGACGCGGACGCCGUUGCAAGCUCAAGACCAUCUCAUGGCGGAGAGGAAACGGCGUGAGGAUUUACGUCACCUCUUCAUCGCUCUCUCCAAAGUUGUGCCGGGAUUGAAGAAGUUGGACAAGGCAUCUUUACUGGAAGAUGCUAUAAACCACUUGAAAUCACUUGAAGAAAGAGUGAAAGUUCUAGAGAAGGAAGCAAUGAUGAGUCCAAGAGAAGACAUCUCGAAUAGUGGGUGCGAGUCAGUACCCGUGGAAAUAAGUGCAAGAGUUAGGGAGAAGCAUGUCCUAAUAAAAAUGUGUUGCAAGAAACAAAUGGGGUUGAUGUCAAGAAUCCCAUGUGAGAUGGAAAAAUUACAUCUAAAUGUGGUAGACAUUAGAAUCAUGCCGUUUGGACAAGCAGCUCUAGAUGUCACAAUUCUUGCUGAGAUGAAGAGCGAAUUCAUUUGGACAGUGAAGGACAUUGUUGACCAGCUGCAAGCUGUUGUUGGACAAAUUUAAAGAAGAAGACAAGCACCCUUAAUUCCGGGCACUAAUUAUACAGUUGAUGCUGUCGCUUUUUCUUACAUAUAAUAGUAUUUUUGUAUUAAUAUAUCGCACGUUUUGAUUGAGCAGUGAUAAUAGUUUUUCAAAGUUCCCACAA
Salvia miltiorrhiza (redroot sage) is the source of this 1325-nucleotide messenger RNA. Its product is annotated as transcription factor bHLH25-like. The coding region runs from base 302 to 1183 and encodes 293 amino acids. The record is from RefSeq and is a predicted model, not a curated record. The transcript is spliced from 3 exons. Gene Ontology annotation, molecular function: protein dimerization activity. NCBI's taxonomy places the organism in Eukaryota, Viridiplantae, Streptophyta, Magnoliopsida, Lamiales, Lamiaceae.